AUGCCAACGCGGAGAAACGCCACUGAAGAAGGAGAUUCUCAAAAGAAGCAUGUUCCUAAAGAAGAGUCUAAUGUUAGAGUUUAUGAUGAAUUAAUUGCUAAUUCUACUAAAAAAAACUUCAGUAACACAUCUGAUAACAGACAAGCAAAAGAAACCACUGGAAACGAGGAAACUACAGAGACCACCGAAGAAGAAAGAAGAUUGAAAAGCAGAACUCAUUGCUCAAAUCUUCCUCAGCACAAGAAUCUAGAAAAUUUAUGUUCAGAAAUCAAUGGAGAUGCCCUUCUCUACUCUAUGUUCAGAUUCAACACACCUGCCGUGCCGUGUCCUUUCAAGGGAUCCUACGUCUUCAGCUAUAGCAGGGGUCACGGGGAAUGCGCCUACCCAGAGUCCACUGUAGAUUCCUGCACCGACGAUUCUCAUCUCCUACUCAGGUUUCAGGCAUGCGCAGAUGUAAUCGGCUCCGAGAGCAGAACGGAGGAGCUCGUAUGUUUGGCAACGUGGAAGGAAGGCUCGACGCGCUACCUGGUGGGCAAACUGGAGCACCGCGUGGCCAAAGCCGAUGAAGAUAAAUUCAGGUGUUUCGUGUACGAGCAGACGGAAGACGGCAAUGGGUAUUUGGUCGCUCAGUCCGGGGAUGCCACGUGUGAUGGACUCUUUACUCCUUUGGAAGGUUCUAGAACCAUGCGUCUCAUGAAAGCAAACCACCCUCACUCUCGAUGCCAUUAUCCUAGCUGGUUCACAGAGUUCCGGCACUGGAGAGGUUUGGAUGGACGCCUUGCCUACGACAUAAGCCACAAGAAUGGUUCCUACCGAGUAUCCAACGCUACUACGGGAGAUGUCGUUAUGAGGGUCGUGUGCACAGAAGUGACCCACGCUAUCUAUUCCUCACUCGCACCUCCCAGCACCACCGCACCCUCUGUUGGCGGAGUGUACGCACAGUAUGUCGUCCACGUUACGUAUGGAUGCAACAGCGGCUACACGUGUCUGAGGAUUCACAAAAGAGCGCCACACGUCGUCGAACUCCAGAUGAAGAAGCACCUUUCACCGCUGGCCACCGAAGCAUGCAUGGGAAUCAACUUCGAUAUGAACCAAUCAGAAAUCGUAACGCUCACCACUCAAUCGUAUGGUUCUCUGGAAUGUCCCCUUGCGGGAAUCUACUCUCUGGAAGGAAAUUCUCGCCAUCUUUCCCGUCUCAUCUCGCUGGAAGCCGAAGAGCAUUGGCCUUGCAUUGGAUCGACGACUUUGACCUCUGGUUGUUCGGCAGUGGACAAGAUGGAAUUGCUUCAAGAAUGUGCUGCAGAGAAAAAGGCUAAAUCUUUUCAGUGUAGGGGUAGCUGGGAGGAGAAUGGAACUAGUUACGUCAUCGCCACUGCUGUCGGUACGAGGAAACACCUCUGUCUGGCGUACACUGAGAGCGACCGAAUCCUCCACUUUUCUGGAAGCAGUGAGGCUUGCCUGAGGAAUAUACAAGUGGGUCGCGAAGGCCCUAUUGCCAUCAAUGGAACGAGUAAAGGGUUUUGUCCGACAACAAAUGCCGCUCCUCACACUACACCUUACAGCGACGUCCUACUCUGCCUACUCAUCGCAAUUGGAGUGUUAUUCAGCUUUCGGUGAUGUCUCGGAAAAUUUAUUUUCACAUCUGUACAAUCGAAUUUCAAGCGCAGGAACCGGAUUCACAGACUGUUUAUAAAAUCUGAAUUAUCCACGUUGUGGCUCGUCGAACCUGAAACUCUCUUGUUCUCGACGAGAAAAAUCCAAUUUUUUGCUCAGAAAUGAAAAAAAAAAGAAGCCUUCGAAAUAAACAAUUUGUGGACAGUUUUUUGUAUGCAAAGUCCUGCUGUCUCAAUUAUUGUUAUAUAAUUACUAUUAUGAUAUAUAAGGGAAUUUUCUCUGUUGUUUAUUAUGGAAGUGAAGUUGUUAUAUGAAGCCUUUGCAUCAUAUCGCAAAAUAAAAUUUGUGUGUGUGUGUGUUGAAGGUGUGGAGGAAUUCCUGUCAGAAAACUGCCUCUCCCUUUGACGUUUUAUGGACUUCUUUUUUAAAUUGCACUGACGUGUUUCUAUGUUGCCUGUAAUGUGACAGUCCAAAAGAAAUCUAGAUCGGUCAAGUAAAACAAAAAGUUUAAGGGGAUAGGUAAAGGAUUUGAGUUCAUUACAUCAACACAUAUUUUUGCCAUUGUAUUAGUUAUUUUGACCAUAAGAUUUGAAGUGAUAUUAAAAAAUGGAUUACUGUUAAAUGUUAUAUUUAUGAAUAUUUUAAUUGGAUUUUACAUUAAACAUAAAUCGCCUUUUUAGGAGAUAGAAUAAUUUAGACAUCAAAAUAUUAUAUCAUGAAUUACAGAGUAGUUUCAAAAAUAAAGUUUUCUAAUGAAAUGAUGAAUGGUAUGCCUUUUAUGCAUAAAUUUGAAAAAAAUACCUAUCAGAAUUUCCUAUUUAAAAUUGCAUUCAAAUUUUAAAGUACAUAAAAAUUAUUCUUAUUUUCAAAGAAAACUUAAGUACACUUUUCAAUCGAGACAAUAUAUACAGGAAAAAUAACUUGAGGCCUUUGUUUAAUUUGAAGUGUUAAAUGUAAGAAUUAAUUUAUGAGCAGUUCACUCUUUCUGAAGAGGCAGCAUAAUGUAAAAAGUUGUAAAUUUCUAAUGCAAAAAUUUUGUAGUUCUUCAUAUUAAAAAAUUUAAUAUAUUUCAUUAAAAUUCAGAAGGUGGCUUUUUUUGAUUAAUUGUGUUAUUUCCCUAUUGCAUUCCUAUUGUUCUGCAGCUAGAUUUAUUAUUUUAAAAUAAUAUUUCAAAUAAAACUUCAACUAUAUAAAAUAAUACUGAUUUCUCUUUCUGGCAUAUUUAUUUAAUUCUUAUACUAUAUAAAUUAAGAAACCCUGAUUGAAAUUAUUUUUUGUUAGGAAUUUGGUUCUUUUUAAAGAAAGAAAAUAUUUAAACACUAAAUUAUUAUUUUUAUUAAGAUAAUUCUCAAAUCAUUGAGAACCGAUUUCAUUUAAUGGAAUUAUAUUUGUUAUGAAUUUAGGCUUUGUAAAAAAUUAAUAUAAACAUAAUAAUGUUAAAAUUUAUAAAUUUUUAAUAACACAUUGCUCAAUCUAAUGUUGAUGCAUAACAAAUUCUUAAAACCUAUUUUGAUACUUUGUCCAGAUGCACUUUUAUCCUUUUUCUGAAUUAAACUCAAACUCCUUAAGAUAUUUUAAUUUUGGUGCAGUAUGUGGUUCUUUAUAUGUUUUAGAGAUUUAGCUAAAAGUCUUUAGAAUAAGAAUUAUGUUUUCAUUCACUGUUUUAGUUUAAGAAGAUUACAUAAAUGAAAUAUUUGAAAGAAUUUUGUAAGAAUUUGAAUUGACUUUUCAGCUUCACUGAGUAUAUUCUGUUAAUUAGUUAUGAAAAUACAGUUUUGUAGUAUUUUUGAGAGUUUUGAAUGAAUAAGUUAUUCCAUACUUUAAAAAGGAAUUUGCCUGUUUUGUAGUUUAAUGUAUUAAUUGUGUUAUAUAUAUAGUAUUUGAUAUUUUUGAUUACAAAUGGCAAAGGAGUUUUCAAAUAUAGUAAUUAAUCUCUUACUUCUUUUGUAGAUUUAAAAUAUACUAUUUGUAAAUAGAAUGUUUCUACAUUAUAAACCUAUUCCUACAUGAGUUGUAAAAAAUGAAUGAAUUAAUAUUUGUUUCCAUUCCGCAUGUUUGUAAAAAAUGCUGUCUUCGUUCUGUUCCAUAAAAUUCUUUUAUUUUUUGAAAUAAUGAAUUUAGAAACUUCGAAUUUCAUCUGAAUGUCUUUGUAUGUUAAACUAGGUGCUGUAAGAAAAGUUUAUGGUAAAGUGUUUCGGCUUAAAAAAGAGAUAAACUUGAAUAAAACAUGUAGUUGCUUCAAAUAUAAUUUUUAAAAAAAUAAAAUAAAUGAAGAAGUUUUCUGUUUUUGCUUGUGUUCUGAUGUUACAGUUAAAAUACGAUUGAUAACUAUUUAAAAACAUUUUACCAUAAACCUUUCUAUGUACAGUACUGUUAAACAAAUAACAAACAAGCCUCUAGGUAAAGGGGAGUCGGUACCCAAAACGAAAUGUUUACUGAAAGAUAAUAUAGAAGUGUCUUAUUUACAAGGAAGAGUUCAGAAUUUGUUUCUUUUACCACGACCAUUUCUCAACCGAGAGAUUUAGAUGUAAUAUAGAAAUAUACUGUAUGUAAUUCCCCAGCAGAAACGUUAGCUUAUUUUCUCUAUAUAAAGCGAACGAAGUUUUAAAAAAUAAUUUUUAUUGUUUUAACAAUUUUUGCCAACUGUGUAAUUCGACUGAACAAAAGUUAGCUGAAAUUCUUCCAUAGAAAGUAAAUUAUUUUUUUAAAAAAUCAGAUUCAAUAUAUCGUAUAAUUUAUACCAUUUGUAAUUCGACAGACCAAAGGCUAGCUGAAAUAUUUCUAUAGAAGGUAAAUUAAAUUACUAAAACAUCAAAUUUUGUACUUUUUGUAAUUUAUCGCGAUUGUAAUUCGACAGAACGAGGCUAGCUAAAAUAUUUCCAUAAGACAUAAAUUGAUUUUUAAAGCAUCAAUUUCUAUUCUUAUAAUUUAUAUCGAUUGUAAUUCGAUAAAACUAAGUUUAGUUAAAAGUUUUGCGUAGAAUGUAAAUUAAAAUUUUAAAACAUCAACUUCAGUAUUUCUUAUAAUAUAUACCGGUUGUUUUUCGACAGAACAAAGUCUAGCUGAAAUAUUUCUAUGGUAGGUAAAUUUUUAAAACAUCAAAUUCUGUACUUUUUAUAAUUUAUGUCAAGUGUAAUUCAAAAGAACAAAGGCUAGCUGAAAUAUUUCCAAGGAACGUAAAUUAAUUUUUAAACAUGCAAUUCUAUACUUCGUAUAAUUUAUACCAAUUAUAGUUCGACAGAUAAAUCAUCUGAAAUUUUUUUGCGUAGAAAAUAAAUGAAUUUUCAAUGUAUCAAAUCCUACUUUUUAAUAAUAUGUCAUCAUCCCCCUCAAAAAAAGAGUUAAAGGAUUUUAAAUUAAAAUUCUGUCCUAAUUCCAUACUAUCCAAGUCUAUACUUUUUUUAGGAAAAUUAAAUCCAUGUUCUUAUAUAUUUCCAUAUAAUUAAGAAAUUUAACUGGACACUUGAGUAAAUGUGGAAAAGUCCUUUUAAAUUUUGGGUACCGAAUCUCUGUAUUAUUUUACUCCUACAUCUUAUUAUCUGAUGUGCAUAUGUGUGUAAAAUAUUAAAAGAAAACAACAAAUUAUCGUGCAACGUUAUCUAGUUGCCGAAACAGUUUCGUAUCAAUUGGUGCCUUGAACUUGCCUGACUGUCUUGUCUGUCUGUCCGUCUCAGGCUGUAUUUUUCUCCUUAAAUAUAAAAAUAUAUUCUCUGUUUUCUCGCGUACUUUACUGAACGCACGAAUUGUGAUAGAGGUCUCUGGCCUGACCAGGGGGGUUGGUGAGAAUUCUCUUACGUAUGUAAGCCCUCCCGAGGUCUUUCUCUUUCUCGCUAGAGAUGAAGAAUAUAAUAAAUAAGCGUAGCAAAACAAAAA
This is a messenger RNA of Stegodyphus dumicola, 5487 nucleotides long. RefSeq lists its product as uncharacterized. The record is from RefSeq and is a predicted model, not a curated record. Gene Ontology annotation, biological process: autophagosome-lysosome fusion. Lineage: Eukaryota; Metazoa; Arthropoda; Arachnida; Araneae; Eresidae.